UUUAAGUGCGCGUCGCUGGACCCGGACCGAAAUUUGUGCCCGCUGCUAAUUGCGGUCGACCGUUUCGACCGUGUCGCGUGGUUAAACACUCCGACCAAAACCUCUCGUAAGACUAAACACCUAACCGGAGACGUGUUUGACGCGCAUCGUUUCUGUGUGAGUGUAUUGUGUGUAUGUGACGCCUUGGCAGGGAAAGCACGUGGAAACCAGCAACUUGUUGCUCACUACCUCGCACACUAGUAGCAAAUCCGAAAUCCAAAGCGUGUUUUUCAUUUAAUAUUCACCCUGUGAAAAUAUCAAAAUUUAAUACAUUCGAACACGUGUGCUGGUAGUGGAGGUGCCAAUUUAAUUAGUGAAGUGUUCCAAAAGUGAUCAAAACCACACGCCGCUUGUGAAUUUGCGAACGUGCUUCGUGCACAAAGCGCCACAAAUUAAAAACUACCAAACCGGCAUCGAACGCGCACGUUCGCGGAUUAGACACACGAGUUUAUUAACAUAUCGCGAGAAACAUAAUUCCGCUGUCUUGUACAUGUCGCGCGUAUUGAAGUAUGGAAUAAAAUUAUAGCUGAUCAAAGUGAAUCGGGAGCGUCUUACAUGUGCGCUGUGCGGAUUGCGAUAUGCCUUCUGGAUGGUACGUGACCUUUGUGCGCACUGCUUUGCGGAACAAACAUGCCGGAAGGAAUUUUGCGCUCGUUUCCUAACGUUCAGUAUUUGUGUUCCUUUGGCGCCAUCUGUAACGACCACACAACAAGAACGGAUUUCAUCAAACAGCAACUUCAGCGUAUGAAGAUCCAGUCUGAGACUAAACGAACCGAUAUUCUUCUUCUUGUGACACUUUCGGGCAUCAAAGUAUGCAGCUCAGAUCAAACAGUCGUGUAUAUGGCCCACGCGCUGCGGCGCAUCUCGUACGCUACCUGUGAUCCUGACGAGCGACUCUUCAGCUUUCUGGCGCGCGAACCGAGGGGCCACUUCUCACAGCAGUACUGCCAUUCGUUUCGUACCGUCAGCGCUCGGCAGGCCGAGGAACUCAACGCAAUCGUGGGGAAUGCAUUUCGCAUGGCGUAUGCGGCGCAGCUGCAGAAACAGCCAACCUUCCAAGAUGUAAUUGCAUCGCAACUCGAUCAAACGCACACAUCGGAUAAAGUGCUCUGGGCUAAGGAGUUGUCGAACGCGCUGAAGAAGGAAAAGACCGGCAUGAUCAACAAUCAAACUGAUUCAAUGGAGGUUCAGUUGAAUAAUGCCGAUGCAGUCGGAGGUGUCGGCGGUGGUUUGAGACUAGCACCACCGAGUUCCAUUCCAGGAUUAAACGUUAUGCACAAAUAUAAUGUGCUGGGUUCAUCAGACAAAAGUCAUUCUGAGCAGAGUACACCUAGCAGUGAUGAAAGCAACUCUCCAACUGAGAUGAACUCUUAUAAGAGAAUUGCUGAGAAACCUCCAUUGAUUAAGCGAUUGGCUAUGGGUUUUACCAACAAUCACCAUCAUGAAGACGAUGAUAGCUGCCCUUUGGUAAAUAACGACAGCUCUUUGAAUAGCACACCUGUAAGUCCCACCAAUCGUCCGCUUAGUGGAGGGUAUGUCAACGAGACUGUCGCUGAUUCAACAAGCAAGUUGGAAUGUAUCAAGAAUGAUGUGAGAUCCAACCUGAAUGAGGAUAAUCGGAACAACCUGCAGAAUUUGCCAGCGCAAGUGAACAUCCAGGAUUACAAGAUGAAGCGCAUCUCACAGGUUAGUUCAACUUCAAGUGGAUCCUGCUCGCAAAACCUGGGUACCGAGGGUAACCUAGGGUUUACACCGACUCCGCCCCCAUUGCCGGAAAGGAGUGAUUCGUUGAACAACCAGGAGGAAGAUGAGUUACGGGGAGCACCUUGGUUUCAAGCUGGUAUCCCCAGGGAAAUUGCUCUGGAGAUUCUAGGCCAGGAACCAGUCGGGGCUUUUAUGGUACGAGAGAGUACCAGUAAGAUUGGUUGUUUUGCUUUGUCUCUACGCGUUCCCCGUAACUUCCAACAAACGGGAAUUGCUCAUUAUUUGAUUGUGAAAACCAACAAAGGAUAUAGAAUUAAGGGAUUUACAAAAGAGUUUGGCACUUUGACGUCCCUAAUCAUUCAUCAUUCCGUAAUGCAGGAACUCUUGCCCUGUCCACUAUCACUCAGUCGGUACAACCCAAUUUUUGAGCGAACGGAGUCAACCCAUGACUUCGUUGACAUCGAUAUCGACCCAGAAUAUAAUACGUUAGCCGAUUUCCGCAAAAUGAUGGCUGACCUCAAUGUUUAAGCUGAUGUUCCCAACGAUUUUAUCAUCGUCCGUAUUGCUGUUCCUAUCCACAGUGUCAAUUUCCUCUCGUGGUGGACGAAAACGGCGCGAUUCAACGAAAGUGGGUGACGACGUGACGAGUUAAAAGACACUUCUGUGUGUACCUUGUGAUACCUUGCAUUUAAAGCAUGUUAAAUAUCCUAUAAUAUAAUAUAAACAAGUUAAUCCACCGGAUUAAUUUCGAUUCAACUCAAGCAUGAUUGUAGUUGUUAUCCCGGCGUGUAUUGAUCAAAAAAUAAUAUCAAUCACUCCAAAGUGUAAAAUCAUUAUCAUUAUUACGCGAUGUAUGUGACACAAAUCACUUAUACUCUUUUAUUGGAUCGUGUGAGCUACUACGCAUGCGUAGUGAGAGUAUAAGGUAUUUGUUACUACCCGAUCGAUAAGUGAUUGUUUGGACCAAUGACAUUCGUUGAGAUUUUUUUAAGUUGCAUAAAAUCACAUUAGAAAACAACCUAGUCUCGUGUAAGUGUUAUUGUACAUAUAAAAGUUAAAGUUGUAUUGCGAAGGGAAAACCAUAAAACUGAUUAGGAAAGCAUGAAAAUUACGAUUAAGAAGUAUUGAUAAGCGAACAACGUCGAGCGUUACUAGAUUUUAUAAAAUUAGGCAAUUUGGCAUAAUCAAAAGAUUUUUUACAAAAUCAAACAAAAAAAGAAACAUUUUUAAGAAUUUGAUAAAGACCUUUUCAGCGUGCAUAGGCAACGUGAGUAUAUAUAAUUUGUAAGAACUAAAGAAAUUAAUUGUUAAUAUUUAUUUGUUGCUGAUGUCAUGGUUUCGAUGAGCCACGUACGAUGACAUGACUAAAAGUAUUUAAAUUGACUAGUCACAAUCCAUUUGGCAAAAUUUAAACUAAGAUAUUUCAAGUACGUUGCAAAUUAGGAAGAUUUUUGCAAAUAUGCACCGAUUGGCAGAAAGAAUGAUUUGGUUACGUUCUUGAUAUAACAUUAGCAUUUAUACAUCCCUUCAACUCGACUCACCACAAAUAUGACCGUAAAUUGCCGAUGUUACUAUGUGCUUUUUAGAAGAAAAUGAAGAAUAACAAACUGUUUUAUUGUCUUGAAAUUGUCUAACCCAUUGAAAUAUAGCUCGAGCAUUUGAAACGUUAAUAACCACCUCUGGUUUUGUUACAGUCAAUUUGUUUAUUGUACGUAAAAAAAACAUGCAGCAGUUAUUAUUAAAUAUUAUUAAAUCAUGAAUAUUACAUUUUAAACAAGAUUUUGUUACAAUGAAUGAAAUUAUUUAAGUUAUUGACGUUUCGUGUUUCGAGCACAACUCUGUGUAUGAUGUUAACAACUUAUUUAUUUGUCCAAUUAUUUUGUAAUCCUGUAUUAAUUAAAUAUGAUUGUUUAAUGGUG
This is a messenger RNA of Dalotia coriaria, 3662 nucleotides long. RefSeq names its product EGFR adapter protein-like. NCBI's taxonomy places the organism in Eukaryota, Metazoa, Arthropoda, Insecta, Coleoptera, Staphylinidae. The coding region runs from base 670 to 2271 and encodes 533 amino acids. The record is from RefSeq and is a predicted model, not a curated record. The transcript has 7 exons.